Molecule: messenger RNA, 5357 nt
Organism: Oldenlandia corymbosa var. corymbosa
Lineage: Eukaryota; Viridiplantae; Streptophyta; Magnoliopsida; Gentianales; Rubiaceae
Source: the annotation of a GenBank genome assembly
GUUCUAUUUUAAAUAAUUUACUUUCUGGAAUAAUAUUACAACAAAUACAAGACUAGAGACGGUUAAAAUGGGACGGGCCACCUAGACUGUGAAUAAUUUAAGUGUAUUAAAAUGUCAAAUAGAUUACAAAUUUACAAUUAUAGGUGGGAAAAAAAAUAGGAAAUAACCGCUGAAAAGAGUAACCCGAAACUUGCCAUUGUUGUUGCUCCCGGUCGGACCGUCCGACCGUUCGGCGUCUGAUUUGAGCUGCUUUCUUGAUCGAAGCAGAGCUUGUUCUUCCGCCAUAUUUCAAUUCAAUGUCCUAUUGAUUCGUUGCUUGUCCGAGCUGAAGGAAACGAAUGGUAGAAAUGUUUGAUUCGAUAGUUCACACAUUGUUGCCCUUGAAUACCUCGUUGCUAACAAAUCAAAUCCUCCGAACUCUAACCAGUGAAUGAAUUUCAUGAAACGCGAAGAUGAUCUUCCGAAGGUUAUUAAUUAUUGCCGUGCUAGGUUUUGUGCUGGGGGUAAUUAAUCGUGCUGAUGGAGAAUCAUUGACUUGCCUGACGGUUUACAAAGAAGGAGGUGCACCGGCGGUUUUCCAGUCGCCCAAAUGCCCUCGCUGGAGCUUAUCGAGCUUCGGUUCUCGUCAGCGGUCGCCGAAUAAUCGUCACUCAGCGAGAUGUCAAUCGGCAAUGCAUAAAGGUCGCAGGAAGUCUCAGGAGGAUCGGACUCUUUGUGCUCUCGACAUACGCAUUCCUUUUCCCGGUCCGACUGGGAUUAAGGAAGUCGCAGUUGGUAUUAUUGCUGUUUUUGAUGGUCACAAUGGUGCGGAAGCAAGUGAGAUGGCUUCAAAGUUGUUGCUGGAGUAUUUUACCCUUCACACUUACUUUCUUCUUGAUACAACCUUUUCCAUUUUACUGGGAAAAUCUACGGGAAGGUUAGGAAAUGAAGCCGAGAGGGAUUGGUUUUUCCAGAAAGUGGCAUGGAAAGUGCUGGAUCACAAUGAGGUUGAUUUUGGGAGGUUGCUUUCUAUCCUAUCAUCGCAAAUAAAAUAAUUUGGUAUACUGUUUUAGCUGUAUUGUCAUUGUAGGAAUUCUGUAUUUUGUUAAAUUUUAGCAUUUAAGGCAUCUGCACAACCCUUCUUUUCUGGUCUUUUGGAGGGUAAGAAAGGAAUCGAGAUUUGAACCCCUGAUUUUCUCCAUUGUGGAGCAGAGAUUAUUCACUAUGCAAUGACUUGGAAGCAUUUUUUCAUUUUGAUUUGCUUAAUGUCUUUUAAUUGCUAUUACUUCAUUUAGACGAGUGAAGAGAAUGUCUCUUUGAGUUGCCUUUCUCAUAAGCGAAUUUACUAUUUGUUUUGCAAUCUGAUCAGUUUUUUGCUUUGUAUUAGUGUUUUCCCCUUUAAUCUCAUUGCCAUCCAGCAUCUAUCAAUGCUCUGCAUUCCUUCCAGUUGUAAUUCUAAAAUGCCUACUUCAUGUAUUCAUUUUUAGAAUGAUAUGUUUGAUCUUCUGUAUGACCUGUUACCGCGACGGUCCUGGAAAUGAUGAAAUUUUAUGUUUAUUGUGAAACUGUACAGGAUUUUAAAGUUAUAUUCAUUCACAGCUAAGUCCAAAUUAGGCUCUGAUACUGCAUCUUUUUGUGAAUGUCUCAGUAUUAUAUAUGAAGGCUUAAUAGUUGUUAUAUAUGUAAAUGGGUUGACACGGUAAUGACAUCAGAACUCUUUAGCAGGCUUAAACUGGAUUUGUCGACAAUUGGGGAUGAAUCCUUUCACCUGGAAAUAUUGAAGGAGGCACUGUUGAGGGCACUCCACGAUAUUGAUGUAGCAUUCACCAUGGAUGCUCUAAGAUACAAUUUUCAUUCUGGCUCCACGGCUGCUGUCAUACUCAUUGCGGACCAUCAAAUUUUAGUUGCGAAUGUGGGAGACUCAAAAGCAUUUUUAUGCUCUGAAAUACAUCAGUCUCCUUUUGAAGCUAAAGCUACUUUGCUACGGUUGUACAGAGAAAAUAGGCAUGAUAUGACUUCUCCAGUUGUCAAAAAUUACCGCAGCCUCAAAGAGGCUGCCUCCAAUGGGUUCACUUUUCUAAUUGCAAAGGAGUUGACAGAGGAUCACCAUCCAGACAGAGAAGAUGAGCGCUCCCGCGUCGAAUCUGCUGGAGGGUAUGUUUCUGAGUGGGGAGGUGUGGCUCGAGUCAACGGUCAGUUGGCUGUUUCACGAGCAAUUGGGGAUGUGUACUUUAAGAGUUAUGGUGUUGUAUCUCUUCCUGAGGUGAAUGAUUGGAAACCUUUGUCAGUCAACGACAGCUAUCUGGUGGCUGCAACUGAUGGCGUGUUUGAGCAUCUUAAUCCGCAGGAGAUAUGUGAUAUUUUCUGGGAAAUACAUAUGGAGAGUAAUUCAAGCUUAGAAGUUACAGAUUCGUUGUCAUAUUCCUUGGCGGAUAGAGUUGUAGACACUGCAUUUUCCAAAGGUAGCGUGGAUAACUUGGCAGCUGUUGUACUUCCUGUCAAAUCGGCUGGUACUUUUCAGACGUUCUUGGAGAAUAGUCCUGAUGGAUCAGGGGAAUUUGAUUUGCCAGCAUUAGGAUACAUCAAACACUUCAACAAACAAUUAGUUGAUAAUGAGGCAUCGCUGCCAGUCGAGGUGGAACAUACUUAUCCUCUAGUUGACAAGUCUGAGUACAUAAUGGUUGAAAGAAAGCAAAACAAUGUUGACUGCUUUUACUUGUCUGAAAAUCUUGAUGAAAUUGAUGGGUACACAUUCUGGACACAAAGAAAUGACAAGGAAUAUACUCGAAAAGUACGACAUGCGUUGCCGGAUGCUAUUAAUAAUUCUCGUGGUCCACUUAUGAAUUUCCAUGAAGAUCAGAGUAUGUGCAUGUUUUUUGGAUUUGGCGCUGAUGAGUAUAAUGGCCAGUGCACAAAUUCAGAGGGUUUUACUAAGUUGCUUGGUCUGCUUGGAACAAUUCCGCUACACAAUGCUGAUCUAGAUGAACAAGCACUAGACUCAAGGUACAUACUAAAGAAAAGGUAUGACCGCGGAUCAUAUGGUGAAGUGUGGCUAGCUUUUAAAUGGAAUUGUUCCAAUGUGAGCCAAAGCUUUGAACAGACGUGUAAAGAUGAGAAGUUCUACUUUCAUACAAUGCAUUUAGGGGCUUACAAUCGAAGUUCUGAGACAAGCUCAUCUACUGAGGAUCAAAAUUACGGGACUUCUCCUGAUAGUAUGUUCAUCUUGAAGCGUAUAAUGGUAGAAAAGGGUGCUGCUGUCUACCUUAGUGGGUUGCGAGAGAAAUAUUUUGGCGAGAUGUUCUUGAAUGCUUCCAGUGUUUUGAGCUUUUCACCGUCAGCUGGGGUACCAGAUUGUUCCACCAUCAAACAAGAGAAUGAAAGCACUUGGUGCGUCGACAGUACACUAUCUGGAAGAGGGGAUCUGAUGGGAAGUUCUCAAGAAGGCGGCUUGAACCACAUUGCUCGUUUUGUGGAAUCUUUUGAGUCUCGAUCUAAUGAAAUAUGGCUUGUAUUCCGACAUGAAGGUGUUUCAUUAUCAAAGCUACUUUAUACAGCCGAAGAAGUUCUAAAUAAUGCUGGCAAAGGAAGUGGUGAGAAUUUUAAGCGUGUUCAGAUAUUGCAUCCAUCAAACUGGUGGCACUGGUUGAAGACAACAAAAGCAGGGCAUGAGGAAAUGCGUAAUCUUAUAUUCCAGUUGUUGAUGGCAGUGAAGUCGUGUCAUGACCGCAAUAUCACUCACAGGGAUAUUAAACCUGAGAAUAUGGUCAUUUGCAUCGAAGAUCAGGCUUCUGGACGAUGCUUGAAAGGAUUUCCAGAUGGAGGCCGGAAUUAUAGCACGAAAAUGCGUCUCAUCGACUUUGGGAGUGCUUUAGAUGAGUUCACCCUGAAGCAUUUGUACGGUUCGCUUGGACCUUCUAGGGCUGAACAGACAUCAGAGUAUGCCCCUCCAGAAGCUUUUCUGAAUGCUAGCUGGUAUAAGGAUACAAUGAAGAAGAAUUUAAAAUAUGAUAUGUGGAGUGUUGGUGUUAUCAUGUUGGAGUUGAUUCUGGGAUCACCAAAUGUAUUUCAGAUAAGUUCAAAAACACGUGCUCUUUUAGACAAGCAACUUCAAGGGUGGAACGAGAACGUCAGAGAACUUGCUUACAAGCUUCGAUCAUUUAUGGAAAUGUGCAUUCUGCUUCCUGGAAUUCCCACUAGGAUUCAUCAUACUUCAGAUACUAGAGAUUAUGGUUCAGUUCCUCCAGUUCCCUGGAAAUGCUCUGAAGAGUUCUUAUUCCAGCAAAUAAAGAAUAGGGAUCCUUUAAAUAUAGGGUUUCCUGAUGUUAUGGCAUUGCGGUUGGUUCGUGACCUAUUACAGUGGAACCCAGAAGAUCGGUUAAGUGUUGACGAAGCUAUACUGCAUCCUUACUUUGCUCCACUCUCUCGAGUACACUAAAAUUAGAAGUCUGAUGGAGGCACAGUAUCUGGGGGUUUCAAGUUCUUAAAAGGUACUACAUAUUUUUCUGAUGUUUUUGUUCAUCUGAAAUUGGUAUAAAUGGUCACAAAAGCUUUUAGUUGUUAAGCUCUUGAAGUUAUAAUGCAGAUUCAUAAUGUUGACGCCUUAGGUUUUAUCCACCUGUACCGGAAUGCCACACAAGGAAAGACGAACAGCUAGAUUGGUGUCUUUCCUGCUGCGGGGGCAGAAUCAAGAUUCGACAAGAAGAUAUCCUACUUUGCUUGCUGAAGAGUAAGCUUGGUUGACCGAACAAACAACAAGGCCUGUCCUAUUAAUGGGGUUGGCUAAAUAUGCUUUGGACUGCCCCAGAAAAUAUUAUACAAUCUUGUGUGUUGCUGGGUAAACAAGGCAGCUCCAGAAGUUCUUGGAUCAGCCACCCUAUGCCAAAUAUUUAAACAGAGAUAGCUGGCAAAUACACUAGCUGGAAAUGGUCCUGGGAUCUGUGUUUGCUCGUUGAUAUAGCCUCUCGAUCAUAUCUCUUAUAGAACUGCAGCAAAUCAGCCUUCAAACUUGAUCCGGAAGGCUUCACGCCCAGUAUUGAGUACAAAUUUCUCUAGAGGCAAGAAUUCCCCUCUCUCUGCCCAGUGGCUGAACCUCCGAGUCACCGUGCAUCUUAACUUGAGUAUAGAGAUGGUCUCCAGGCUCAAUUACGGUGGAUGGAAGGUGGACGGUGACUGUCCUUGACCUUUGUUUUUAGUUAGUCGUGAUUGUAUUCACUAUUCCGUAUAGAGCUAACAUAAUAGUUGAGUUUCUUAGAUAAGAAAAACUGAUGUAAUGAAUCAAAUUGCGUUUUUUUAACCCGGUAGAAAAAUUUGCUUCUCUUUAACAUUCUGGUUCACCUGACAACUUUCGGUAACGCUGCAGGUUCUAAAUUGAAAGCUUA